Messenger RNA from Monodelphis domestica (gray short-tailed opossum), 3966 nucleotides. The record is from RefSeq and is a predicted model, not a curated record. NCBI's taxonomy places the organism in Eukaryota, Metazoa, Chordata, Mammalia, Didelphimorphia, Didelphidae.
GGAUCUACGGUAGUAAGACUGGAAGGCCCCUGCCACAGAGAUUAGUCUUUUUUUUCUAAAAAGGCAAUGAAACUGUCCCCAGGGCUUAAUUGGUCCAGGGCAGUAAGGCUCUAAGGCCCUAGAUGUAGCUUCUUGUUAUUUGGGGUGCCUCAUUUCACUGCAGUCCUGGCAUAAGUCCUAACUUAGCUUCAAGUAGGCAGAGUGAAUACAGAUAUUUGGAGAAGGGGAGUGGGAAGUGAUAGGCUCCUUUGCUUUCUACACCAAGAGGAGUACCCACAUUUCUAGAAGUCAUUCAUUCGACAAACAUUUAGCAGCUGAGAUGUAUCUUAACAUCAUGCUAAGAAAGCACUGGGUAUGACACACAGAUAGAAACACUCUCUGCCAUCCAGCAGAGAUAAGAUUAUCCACAUCUCCGGUUUUCUUUCCAGUAACACAAAUGUGGAUCAAAAAGGGAAUGCAGAGUUGUUUUCUUAAUAUUUGAGCCCUUUAUAACAUAUGAGAACAUCAAAAAUUAUGGUAAGGAAGAGCUGAGUUCAAAUGCUGCCUCAGAUACUAACUAGCUGUGUGACCUUGGGGCAAGUCACUUUAUCUCUCAGUCUCCUCAUCUAUAAAGGAAUAAUAAAAGUUCCUACUUCACAGGGUUGUUCUGAGGAUCAGAUGAGAUAUAUAUCAACCUAGCAAAUAUGCUACUGAGACAUGAGGCUCAGUCAUUAAGAAGCAUUUCAAGGGGGAGACUGCCAUCUUUCUAGCUUAGGGAAGAAAGAAUAUUGUUUCUGUCCAUCCAGGGAGAGAGGGUCAAGACUAGUAUUUCUUACAAUUCCAGAAACCAAGGGAAAAAGAGAGAGUAUAAGGGACUGCAGUAGACAGAAAAUCUGCUUAUUUGAAGGGAAGGUGUAAUUGGCAGUCUUAUCCAAGAGCUACUCUCUUAUACCAUUUAAUGAAUUGCUAUGGUCUACUGAUGCCAUUGCCUACUGGGCAAACACCAUGGUUGCAAGCUUGAAGUGUUCAGGGAGGACUGGCAUCGCUGGUCUUGAGCAGAGCUGCUCAUCCAUCUUUGUCCAUUUGUCCACUGUGGUUCCAGGAAGCUGUAGCAUUCACAAAUAGCCACAUCCUGGUAAAACCAUCUCUGGAGAAGAGCUUAACCAGGUUGAGAGUAACCAACAGGCUUCAAACCCAUCAGUGACUUAAGAGGACAUCUACCCCCAAACAUGUAAAGACUUCUCUUGAGCAGAAUAGGUGAGUAAGAACAAUUUGUUCCAAUAUGACAUGGAAGGUGCCAAGUUUCUCCACUGCAUCUUGGGCCAUCAAUAGUUGUCCUGACUUUCGUCUUAGCACUGGACUUUUAAUGACUCUGGAAGAGAGAGUGAAGCUACUGACCUCAAACAAAUCUGCCUCACUUAAUGAGCCAAGACAUCACCCCAUGAUGUCAUUGGUCCUCUUCUAAAAUGAAGGACAAACAACAACUUUCCUAUUACCUACAAACAUGUCCAUAAUACAUUCACAUGUCCCUCCUCAUCAAAAACCUCACUAGAUCCAUCUAUGUCCAUUAACCAUUGUCCUCUAGUUCUUUCCUUUUGUGACUAAAUUCCUCAACAAGACCAUCCUAACAAUCUGUGCCGCCACUUCCUUUCUUCUCAUUCUCUUAUCUACUAAAAAUAUUCCAAACUCAUCAUUCAACUGGAACUGCCCUCUCCCAAGAUAUUAAUAACCUCUUAAUUGCCAGAUAUAAUGACCUUUUCUCAGUUCUCCUCCUUUUUGACCUUUCACUAGACUAUCAAGCAGAGUCUCUUCACCUCAAAAAGCUUUUCUUUUCAGGUUUUCCUUAAAUCACUGUCUAUCUCAGUUCUCCUACCUAUCUUACUGCUCCUCACUCCUUCCUCCCAGUCUCACCUUCUAACUGCUAAUAUCUCUCAAGGCUCUGACCUGGGCCCUUUUUUAAAUUCUAUAUAUGUUAUUUAACUUAGUGAUCUUAGCCUGUAUGGAUUUAAUUAAUUAUCAUCUCUAUGCAGGCUUCUCUCCUGACACCCCCUUCACCCACAUCUCCAACUGUCCAUAAGAUUUCUUGAAACUGGAUGUCCAAUAGAAGUCCCAAAUUCAAAAUUUCCAAAACUGACCUCAUUAUCUUUUCCCCCAAACCACCAUCCUAGUGUAGAUUACCAACUGCUCACACUUGGAAAUAGCCUGCUGGUGGGUCUGCCCACCUCAAGUCUCUCCCUAUUCCAAUAUAUCCUCCAUUCAGCCAUAAAGUGAUUUUCUUAAAGCACAUAUACACAUCCUACUCAGUAAACUCCAGUGGCUUCUUAUUGUGAAGUGAGGUAAACUAAGUCAAUGAUCAGUAAACCUCUCUGGGGAAAGCAGAAAUGAGCUUUCCUGUGAAGUCAGUUCAGAACCAAAACAACAUACAGGCAGUAUGCAUGAGAAAGUAACUCCCUUACAUACAAAGAAGCUAGUCUAGGAUAAGCUAUACAAUGGGGUGCACCACUUCAAUUACCUUCAGAAGCAAAUGCAAAAUGCUCUGUUUGGCAUUCAAAGCCUUCAUUAACCAGCCCCCUCAUUCCUUUCACUUCCAGACUGGGGGCAUUUUUUCUGGCUGUCCCACAGGCCUGCAAUGCACUUCCCUUCCCUGCUCCAACUACUGAGCUUUCUGGCUUCCUUUAUGUCUGAAAUCCGGCCUUCCUCAAUCCUCAGGUUUUGUUGGGGUUUUUAAACCCUUCCCUUCACUCUCAGAAUCAAUAUUGUGUAUUGGUUCCAUGACAGAAGAGCUAAGGCCUCGUCCAUAGUGGUUUAGUAAUUUGCCCAUAUUCGAAACAAGGAUCUACUGGUUCUCUAUCCCCUGAGCCCCCUAGCCGCCCCCUCUGACCCUCUUAAUUCUAAUGCCUAGAAUUCUAGUUUCCUGUGGGAAGCAAGUCUGUGCCCAGCUGUUCACCCAUCGGCGCCGCCAUGAGGCUGCGGAAUCGGACUUCUCCGAGCGCGUUUCCGGUGCAUAGUAGGAGCUCAAAGAACCCGUCCACUUCGAGGCUCUGAGUCUUCAAGGCACAGUCACCAGCCCCUCCCCGUCAGCAGGGUGCCCCACUCCAGGAGCUGAACCGGAAGCGCUCGCGCUGGCCCCGCCCCUCCUGGCGCCGAGUUUCCGCCGCAGAAGGGGCCGGUCACGCUCGCUCCAGAUCUCUCUCUGCAGCCAUCUUGGAACCGCGUUCCUCUCACAAAAUGCCCGGCGAAGCGACAGAAACCGUCCCAGCCACAGAGCAAGAGUUGCCCCAGCCCCAGGCUGAGACAGGGUCUGGCACAGAAUCUGACAGUGAUGAAUCAGUACCAGAGCUUGAAGAACAGGAUUCUACCCAGGCAACCACACAACAGGCCCAGCUGGCAGCAGCCGCUGAGAUCGAUGAGGAGCCAGUCAGUAAAGCAAAACAGAGUCGAAGUGAAAAGAAAGCACGAAAGGCUAUGUCCAAACUGGGACUUCGACAAGUGACAGGUGUUACUAGAGUCACCAUCCGGAAAUCUAAGAAUAUCCUCUUUGUCAUCACAAAGCCAGAUGUCUACAAGAGCCCAGCUUCAGAUACCUACAUCGUCUUUGGGGAAGCCAAGAUCGAAGAUCUCUCUCAGCAGGCACAGCUAGCUGCUGCUGAAAAAUUCAAAGUUCAGGGUGAAGCCGUCUCAAACAUACAGGAAAAUACACAAACUCCAACCGUACAAGAAGAAAGUGAAGAAGAAGAGGUUGAUGAAACAGGUGUGGAGGUGAAAGACAUAGAACUGGUCAUGUCCCAAGCAAAUGUAUCCAGAGCAAAGGCUGUCCGAGCCCUAAAGAACAACAGUAAUGAUAUUGUAAAUGCUAUUAUGGAAUUAACGAUGUAACAAUCUGGAGACAAAGACAUUUUUUUCAGUGUUUCAGAGAAGAUUAAAUGCAACCUGAUUUGAAAUUUGUACUGUUUCUAUCAAUAAAGUUGUGGCUUCUUGUUGGAUGAA